AUGAUCCCGAUCACCCAGCUUGCGGUCGACCAGCACGGCAAGGACCUUGUCCACAGCAGUCGCCAAGCCACGUAUCACAAACCAAUGCAUCUUUGGGACGUUGUCACGGUCAACAUGGCUGAUUUCAGCACCAAGUUUACUUUCGUCAUCAAUUCGCUAGGUAGCGAGGCACACGGCGAUGGUUUUGCCUUCUUUCUCGUUCCCUUUAGAUCUCAAAUCCCUGACUCCUUCGCGCAAAAUCUAAGCGUCCUUCUGAUAGGAGACAGCGGUGACUCGAGUUCGGGUGAAAAUGUCUCAAGUAUUCCCUCCAUAGUGAAGUUGAGAGACAAGUUGCCAGGAUUGGGGGCCUCGGAUUUCUCAGGUAGCUCCGAACCGCUAUCUGGGCAAAACAGUAUUGACACAUGGGAAUCCUUCUCUGGCCCAGAAGUCCGUCUUGACAUCGUAUCAACCAAUCGGAAUAAAACGACACGACCGGUUGUGAUUAGUGUUAAAAGGAGUGAUCACACAAGGUCAAAGAGGAAUCCGAAAGACGAAAUUAGUCGAGAAGGAAAUGAAGGUACAGUGUCCAUCGGUGAAGAACUCAAAAAUGUUAGUGGAGGGAGGAAGUUCUGCUACAAGGAAUUGGUCGUGUCGACGCAUAAUUUCGCAGACGAUCGUUUACUUGGCCGAGGGGGCUUGGGAAAAGUGUUCAAAGGUUACCUGACCAAUGCGAUCCUAGUGGCCAUCAAGAAGAUAACCCCGAAUCACGACAAGGGGUGA
Molecule: messenger RNA, 759 nt
Organism: Eucalyptus grandis
Lineage: Eukaryota; Viridiplantae; Streptophyta; Magnoliopsida; Myrtales; Myrtaceae
Product: L-type lectin-domain containing receptor kinase IX.1-like
Exons: 2
Coding region: 1-759 (252 amino acids)
Cellular component (GO): plasma membrane
Molecular function (GO): carbohydrate binding
Source: RefSeq, a predicted model, not a curated record